Messenger RNA from Podarcis lilfordi (Lilford's wall lizard), 18702 nucleotides. The record is from the annotation of a GenBank genome assembly. Lineage: Eukaryota; Metazoa; Chordata; Lepidosauria; Squamata; Lacertidae.
GCUCCACCUCCCGACGGGGGCCCGGGGAAGCGCAGAGGCGCGCGCACUGAACGGCAGCAAGUAAGCAAAGGUGGCAGCAGCUUCUGGCGAGCCCCGGAACCUCUUCGCAGGGGAAGAUAGGUGAGGGGUUUUUUUUGGAUUUUAUUUUUGUUAUUUUAUUUUUUGCGCGGAAGGGAGGCUGCAAAGUUGAUGGAUGCGUGUGCAACUUUAAAAAAAGAGGAAGUAGCGCGCGGGUCUACUCGGAAGUAAGCCCCGCUCUUUUAAACGGGGCUUUACUCCAGGGAAAGCGUGCCCGGGGUCGUGGUCGUAGCCUCAGCUGGGCGCUUGGAGGAUGGAGUGAAACUUGCAAGCCGUGGGGGUCGAGAAUGUGGGGUCGAGUUGCGAGUAAGGGUAGAUCUAUUGAAGUUUGCAACAAAGAGAUAAGGGGGAGGCAACAGCCCUGGGCGUCUGCAGGGGGGCAAGAUGGGGGCAGAGACCCCAACUGCGCCCCCGAAUAUAAUCUCCAGAUCCCUAGCUUCCAUUUGUUUGAAAAGAGCAAGUUUCUAGCAUUUGUAGAACCUGAGAUAUGGGGCGAAAUGUGUAAACGCUGUUCUUCUCGCUUUGGGGAGGUGGAGGGAGUGGCCUCGGUGCUUUACUCCUCUUUCCCGUCCCCCCGCCAACACCCCGGGGAAAAUCCUGCAGGUUCCCCCCCCCCCCCGGGACAAUCCCACCAAAGGACACAGCGAGAAUUGUAAGGUAAGAGAAGCAAAUCACCAAUGGGAAAUGAUACCAGACGUUGAAACUUGGGGAAUUCACUCGUGUUGUGUGCGUGUGUGAAGUUACUUGUGAGUUGCAUGCCCCCCUCAUUUUUAUGGGGUGGUGCAGACAAAGGGUAAAGGCUUUCAUUGAUUUGGGGGGGGGGGCGUGUAUGGAGAGGUGCAGACUUCCCAAACUAAUUUAACCCUGGAAGAGUUGAUAUAAGGGUGGGGAGAUGGUCCCUUUGUUUGUGGGGUGAGGUUGGAAGAUAUAAAAAAGUGUAUUUUUAAUCAAAGUAACCUUGUGGCACCUUAAAAAAAUUCAAGGUGUGGUCUCCUUUCUGAACAUUAAAGGGUACCACCCCCACCUUCAAGGGGAGGAGGGAAUGAAAGCCUUUUUUUAAAAGGGACAUACUAAAGCUGAUGGGGUAAAACAUGUUCACUUAAGAAUAGCAGUGCUGCCCUAACUAUGUCUACUCAGAAGUAAGCCCCAUUGAACUCAAUGGGACUUGCUCCCAAGUAAGUGGGGUUUGCUGCUUGUCUCUUAAAAUGGGAGUUUUUAUUCCACAGUCAUGGGACAACUCUAUGCAUGUUUACAGAGAGAUAACUAAGUCCUGCUGUGUUGGAUGAGGCCUGAUCUUUUGUAAAUACAGUUUAGGAUUGCUGAAUCUGCAAAAAUCCUAAUGCCGCUUACUGGAGAGUAAGCCCCACUGAAUUCCACAGGACCUACUUCUGAGAAGACAUGGUUAGGAUUGCAGCAUUAAAGGUAUUUGGAUUCAGGGAACAGCAUGUUUGGUGAGCAGGGGAGCAAUAACACAAAGCUGGUGUGUUGCAUUUUUUAAAAGUAGUAUUUUGUGUGCGCGUGUAACCUCUUUGCCACUUCAGUUGUGGGAGUGUGAGAGAACCUGACUUGCAAUUGGGCAAAACUUAAGGUGAGGAGGCCACAGUUUUCCAGGAAGGAGCUUGGCAUCCGGUCUGGGGUUCCAGAAACAAUUGGCCAGCCUGAUUGUGCAAGUCCAAGGAAGAAGAGGCAAGCCUGCUAUUUCCUCCCAGCCCUACUCCCAACAGAAUUGCUACUUAUAUUUUCUUUUCUCUUGUGGGGCUUUGCCUUUCAAUAGCUGCCUAGCAGGCAGGAAUUCUACGAUUCACCAUUCCUUCAAGCAAAGGGACUGCACCUGUUGAGUUUCUGGCUGCAGGAAACUUAACCCAGAAGGUGGCAUCUCUUGAGUGCAUUCAAAAGAUCAUUGUUUCUUCUCCUUGUAUCCCGUCCUUCCUCCCAAGGAGCUUCCAUGUGUCCCCACCCACAUUUAAUUCUAACAAAAACAAUAAUACGAAGCAGGUUACGUUGCACCGUAGUUCAGCUGCAAUAAUUGAGGGUGGAUUUGAACUCUGAUCUCCUUGGUCAAAAAGUCUUCUGCAUGCUGCCAACUCUGUUUUAUAAUCAUUCACAUUUAAAGUUGUGGAUUUCAAGUUUUCAAAACGGCUUCACCCACAUUAGCUUGGCAAUUUGGGCACCAGCCCUGUAAUAUUGACCAGUCCUGUAUAUGCAGGGUGUGAUGAGAGAGAGAAAUAUAACAUACCCAGGACCACUGAGUUUGUGACUGAUGUGAAAUUUGAACUGGAGGUUUAUUUUACACUUUCUUGCAUUUAUGCCCAUCUCCCCAGUGUCCCUCAUCCAUUUUAUCGUUGCAACAACCCUGUGAGUUAGGCUAGACAGAUUACAGCCCAGUGUGUACACUGUUAUGUAGCCUUACGAUGUGUAGUUUCAAGAAGUAGAGACUUACGUUGUUCUUUUUGACCAACAAAAAAUACUAAUCAUUUAUGCCAGGGAUGGGGAGACGAGACCAGUGGCAGGUGUCAAACGUGGCCCUCUAGAACUCUUUUUCUGGCCCUCAGAACCUUCACCAGGCCACACACUCCUAUAUACCCUCCAACGUUUCUCCGAUGAAAAUAGGGACAUCCCGUUCCAUAAUGAUAAUUUUACUAUUCAUACCCCACACAUCUUACUGGGUUGCCCCAGCCACUCUGGGAGGCUUCCAACAUAUAUAAAAACAUAAUAAAAACAUUAAACAAACUUCCCUACACAGGAUAGCCUUCAGACGGCUUGGGGCUCGGAUAACUCCAUACUCUCCAACAUAGGGACGUCCUAAGGAAAAGUGGGACAUUCCAGGAUCAAGUCAGAAACUGGGACGGCUUCUCUAAAUCAGGGAUGUCCCUGGAAAAUAGAGAAACUGGGAGGGUCUGCUCCUACAGGCCUUGCUUUGCACUCUCCUUGAGUGUUUCCCCCUGGCUGGAAGGUGUACCUGAUCUCUUAUCUUGCCUCUUGUUUGCAUGUAUGGAAGAUAGAGAGAGCUCUCUGUGUGUGCAUGGGCACAAACCGGUUUAUUGCACCAUAUAUAUUGAGUGAUCCGCCCACUUUUGCCUUGCCUCCCCAAACAUGCAGCCCUUUGUGAAGUUACCCCGGCAAGGAAUGUGGCCCUUGAACUGAAAAAGGUCCCCGCCCCCCAGUACUGGAGUUAGUUUCAGCAGAUGCCUAAGCAUGUCUACUCAGAAGUAAAUCCUAUUGAAAUCAGUGGAGCUUAAUCCCAGGUUAGUAGGGGGUUAGGAUUGCGGCCUUCCUUAAGGACUUAUUUGCAGACCUCCUUUGGGAGAUAGCUCAAGCAGGGGAAGGUUUUGUCUCAUGAAAGCACAAUACAGUGGUACCUUGGAAGUCAAACUAAAUCCUUUCCGGAAGUCCAUUCGGUUUCUAAAACGUUCGAAAACCAAGGUGCAGCAUCUGAUUGGUUGCAGGAAGCUCCUGCAGCCGAUCGGAAUCCGUGUUGGAUGUUUGGGUUCCAAAGAACGGUUGCAAACCGGAACACUCACUUCCAGGUUUGUGUUGUUCAGGAACCAAAACAUUAGACUCGCAAGGCGUUCAGGAUCCAAGGUACGACUGUAGAAUGGAAAACGAAAACAGGCAACUCAUAUGGCAAUGGUACAAAACUCUUCAGAAUGUUAGGCUGGGUAAAAAUAAAUAAUUCUAUAUAAGGAAAAAAGCAGCCCAAAACAAAAUCUGGCUAAGAUCCAUUUCUUCCAAGUGAUCUUCCCGUUUUUGUUUUUUUUAAGCCCCCUAACAAAAGUUGAAGCUUGGGAGUAAGACGUCAAUUUAAAUAUGCAGUAAAAAGUCAUAAAAAGCAGUAAAAUAGCAUUCUGUGAUAGGAAAUGCAGAAUGCAGCAACAUACACUCAAACAGGGGUUUCAGCCUGAGGGCCAGAGGUAAAAAUGGGUUCAGCAAUGAAUGAAAAUGAUACUUUUGUACUGCAGGAUGUUUUCUUCACACACUUGCAAUCUCUUCCCGGUUCUCUGUCCAGGGAAGCAGAGGGGCACAGUCAGCAUUCAAGGACACUAUCCAGCCAGGCAAGAAGACUCAAGUGGGUAUGAAUGAGUGGGCUGUGGGGCCUGGACAGGCAGGGAGGGAGGGCCCGGCAGAGAGGCCUGGGGGACUGCGUUUGGCUCCUGGGUCCAGGAUUUCCCAGCUCCACAUUAGCUAGAGAGAAUAAAGCAGCCUUCUCUGGGACAUGAAAGCUAACAGCACUGAAGUCUUUGCAACCAGGGUGCCACCACAAAGAAGUCCCUGCACCAGAAGAGCAGUUGACUGACUGCCUAUGCAGCUGGCCUUUCAUAUAUCCUUGCUUCUGAAAGGUUACUAGAAUGCAGUGGUGAUCUUUAAAACGUUUGCAAAAUACGGUUGGGCUUGGCAAGUCCCAGGAAAUAUGGUAAUCUGUCCUGAACCUGAUUAAGACUUCUGAAUAGUCUUCAAGGGUAGCCCCAAUGUACACCCCCGACCCAACUUCAGUAGUCAAGGCUCGAUGUGACCAGGCGGUGGAUAUCUGUGUCUAGACUUUCUCCCAAUGCAAGAAUAACUGUCAAGUCAGUAUAUUAACAUUGGUGUAGGAAAAGGGGCUGGAUUAAUUGAUGGGCCACACAUGCAGUGUUGAUGGUGAAGAUGAGCGGUUUUGGCUUUUCAAAAAGUGGGUGAGGAUCCUUCGGGUUGCGAGGUGCGUUGAGCGUGGGCUGCUUUUCUGACAACGCAAUGAAAUGUAUCUUAAUUGCUAGGUGGAAAAAUCUCGUGACAGCUUGUUUGAUGAAUUGCUGUUGAAUCAUCGGCAUCCGUGCUGAAAGCCUUGUUAUUAUUGGUAUUGUAAUAAAGUUAUCUCCAUCCCCAGGGACUUGGAGUGGGAAGCAAUAUUUCCCAAGGCCUCAAAGCUUAGUGGCUGGAGCGCACACUAUGCCUGCAGAAGGUUGGAAGAUUCAGGACAGAUAAAAGAAAGGACAAGCACAUAGUUACACUGUGGAACUCCCUGCCACAGGAUGGCCACCAACUUGAAUAGCUUUUUUUAAAAAGGGACAACUUAAUGGAGGAGAAGGCUAUCAAUGGCUUCCAGCCAUGAUGGCUAUGUUCUUUCUCCACUUUUGGGAAAGCAGGAUGCCUCUGGAUAGCAGUUGCUGGAAGCCAGUUUCGGGAGAGGCGAGAAUACUCUUCCUGAGGGAUUUCCCCAGGCGUCUGGAUGGCCUUCCUUCCUGUUACAGCUUGGGCUGGACCAAAGGUCUGAUUCAGUACGAGGCAGCUGUCUAUGCUCAUGGGUGAAAUAGUGUUGGAUAUACAGUGGUACCUCGGGUUAAGAACUUAAUUCGUUCUGAAGGCCCAUUCUUAACCUGAAACUGUUCUUAACCUGAGGUACCACUUUAGCUAAUGGGGCCUCCCGUUGCCGCCACGCGAUUUCUGUUCUCAUCCUGAAGCAAAAUUCUUAACCUGAGGUACUAUUUCUGGGUUAGCGGAGUCUGUAACCUGAAGCGCCUGUAACCUGAAGCCCCUGUGACCUGAGGUACAACUGUAUGAGGAGCAGAUGCAACGUGCCUCAGGCCCACACGCGUAUCUUUUAAGUGCACCAAAUGGCAGAGCUGGCUGGAAAUGUUUUGCUGCUGGCGGAGACAAAGGUUGGAAGAUUCAGGACAGCUAAAUUAUUCACGCGGUACAUAAACAGUGGAACUCCCUCACACAGGAGGCAGUGAUGUCUGCCAACUUAGAUGUCUUUAAAAGAGGAUUGGACAGAUUUAUGUAGCCAGAUACGUGCAUCAGUGGCUAUGUUCUGCUGAGACAGUGCUGUUGUGCUCAAGUCCUGCUAGCAGGUCUCUCAGAAGAGUCACGUAAGGCCAUGAGACCAGGGUGCUGGGCAGGAUGAGCCUUUGGCCUGGACCUGCAGAGCUGCUCUUGUAUGUUCUUCUGUUGGAUCACUUGUCCUGUGUCAGGAUAGCCACAUUCAGGCAUUUUUCUGAGCACACAAGUUCUGUAUCCCUGGACAGCAGCAGCGGGUAUUUAGAGGCACUGAGAGGAGAGGCCCUUUUGGCUAGUAGUCAUUGAUAGCCUCCUUGUACAGGAAUUUGCCUAAUUUUCUAGGAAAGACACCCAAGUUAGUAUCCAUCACUUCCCCUUGUGGAAGUGAAAUCCCAUAGUUAAACUAUGCGCUGCAUAAUGAAGGCCUUCCUUUUGCUUGACCUAAAUCUCUAGCAUUCAGCUCCAUCAGAUACGUCUGAGUUCUCGCGUUACACGAGAGGGAGAAACAACUUUUCUGUGUCCAUUUUCUCCUCUGUUGUGUUUCAUCUUGCUCGCCUUUUCUCUAGACCUAAAAGUAUGAUGGGACUUGGAGUGCGGCAACAUCCGGAGAUCACCCAAGUUGAGGAUGUUCUGUUUUCCAUCAAGAUUACAAGACAGUGCGAUGCUAUAAUAAUACAUUUUGCCUUUUCGCUUGCUUUGUGUUCCUGUCUCAAGGUCUAGAGAAGCAUCUCUUUUUACCAAGGCAAGGUUGUGGCUGACAUACUACUAGAUAAAGCAAGGAGGGGCCAAUGGAGUCUCUUUUUCCCUUCACAGAGCUGCUGGGCCAUGUUGCAGCCAGCCCUCUGUUCAUGUUAUGAUUCUGUGCAGAAAAGCCACCUAAUGAGGGCAAGACUCAAGUUUCCUGAGAAUCAAUGCUUCCAUUAAAAAAACACAAACAUACUAGGGGCUGCUUCCCCUGCUCACCAACCCACCAAGCCCCACACUGCAGCUACAGUUUUUCUUACAGAAACAGUAUAGAGAGACAAUCAAGUUUCUAGACCUUAUGGUUGUAAAAGAUACGCUGGAAUGUAAAUGGGUUGUGUCAGAAGCCAGAGAGAUGGGUGGAUAAUCUUUCUCAUAUUUGGUGGGCAGUGCAGCCCUCGCCUUUGAGCCAUGACUCUGGCCCAGAAACCUGUCUUAAUUUCAAAGGAAAACAUGUUCCACAAUGGUCCAACUUGGUAUAAGGGCAGCUUCUUGCGUUCAAAACCUCUUUGGAGGUCCUGCUCUGGGUGCCCCCUGUCAAAUAAAGUAGGGUGGGUAACAAGGGUGUUUUGUGUGCUGGGGCUUCUUAGUGGUGGCCCCCACCAAUUACAGAGCUUCACCUCACACCAUCUUUGUGGUCUUUUGCUCCAGCACUAGACCUUUCUGUUCACGCAGGCCAUUUAUGUUAGCAGAUUAACAUACUGCUUGAUUGUAAAAAAAGGCCAAUGAACCUCAAGUGGUUUACAAAAAGAAGAAAACAAUGAAAUAAAUAAAAACAGUUAAAAACACUCAUGCAGAAUGUUUUUCAAAACAUAAUUGAAAACAAUGGUAAGCAAAAACCCAGAUUGAAACACAUGCAAACACGUCUUUUGUUUGGACAAGCCUGUACGGAACAUAUACCGUAUUUUUUGCACCAUUACACUCACUUUUUUCCUCCUAGAAAGUAAGGGGAAAUGUCUGUGCGUGUUAUGCAGGGAAUGCCUACGGGUGGCAUGCCUACGGAUUUUCCUCCUCUAAAAACUACAUGCGUGUUAUGGUCGGGUGCGUGUUAUAGAGCGAAAAAUACGGUAGACAUGUGUUGUCAGCACGUGUUUUAAUCUGGUUUAUCACUGAUUUUAGCAUAUCGCUGAUAGCAUUACUCACCUUCAGGUGUUCUUGACAUGUUCCUGGCUGGCAUUUUACCUUUCUCACAUCUGGAGUUGUAGGCUAAGCCAGUGGAGAUUGAUUUUAAUGUUUUUUGCCUAUCCUUUGUGCACGCAUAUAAUUUUUGUUUCAUGUCUUCUCUGUUUCAAAGCACACCUACCUGUUUUGAGCCUGUGCACAUGCUGAUCUAAAAAUAUGGUCCCUAUUACCAAUGUUUCCUGGCACGCCUCUUCCUCUUGCUUUGCCCAUCUCAAUUUGAGCAAGAGUCAGGGGUGUGGUUUUACCACCCGGCCAAGUGGCUUUCCAAACUCCACAGAUGUUUCUCUCCUAUCUUGUCAGAUGGGGUGAUGUUGUGAGUCCUGAGUCAAUUUGUAAGGGAAGACAAAUGCAAUAGAAAAGACUACUCUGCUAUGAUCCUAACCCCACUUACCUGGGAGUAAGCCCCAUUGAAUUCAGGAGGGCUUCCCUUCUGAGUAGAUAGGGUUAGAAUUACCUGGGAGCAAUUCAUCAUUGUUUUCAGCGGGGCUGAUUUCCAAGUUGCCGAAAUUUGCAUUGUUAAUAUGGCACGUUAAUUAGCCAGAUCAAGACCUGCACUAUGCAAGCAGCACAAUGAGAUGGUAGAGUCCUGAGAUGGUAGAGUGGACUGUACUACUUCAGACUGCAUAGGUGGGAGAUACCAUUUGGAGGGCUCCCUCUACAUAAAAAAUAACCUCUCUGCAAGGAGAAAGUUUGCUCGCCAAGGAGGGCUGGAAGCAUUCUUCCUGAUGUGCUCAUUUUCUCACUGAAGAGAUGCCUGUCUGUUUCAUGAAGGGGAGAGUUGAAUAAUGUUAUUUCUGAGCUUCAGUCUAGGUCCAUCCUGGCACAUUGAGAUAUUCUUAAUUACUUCAUCCAGCUGCUGUAUGUAGAGUUGGCAAGAGGGCUUCUACCGGGAGGAAGGAAGUAGGGUUGUGUCUGUUUCUGGCCUUUGAAAGCAUUAAGCAGAGCAAGGGCUGCUUUUUAAUUUUUUUUUAACGUAGUCAGAUUUGUUGUUAGAGUGCUGCAUGCCUCAGUUAGCAGAAUUGGAAUUUGCAAAUGCUGAGCACUUAAGCCAUAGCUUUGUCUGUUGCAGCUUUUGAGUUUUUAUUCAUGGAUGCUAUAUAGCAGCCUUCACCAACCUGUUGCGCUCCAGAUCUUUCAGGCAGCCACUGCUAAAGUCCGAAACAUCUGAAGGGUACCCAGUUGGGAAGGCUGAUCUGUUUCCUGUGCAGUAUUCUCCUCCUCCUCUGAUGUUGAAACAGUUUGCGGUGUAUUAUUCCUCUCCCUGUGACCGUCCUGUGACAAAUGACAGAAAUCUGUUUUCUUGGUCUGGCCUCAGGGGAUCUGGCUGGGAGGGAGACAAAGGCUUCGUUUCCGCUGAACUGCUGCUUGUGUUUUGUGUUCUGAGCAAGCAGGGCAGAGAGCAAGGGAAUUGGAUAAGCGCUGGCAAUUAAGUGAGUCAGCCUGAUGCCUCUGUUGUGUUUUCCUUGAUGUGUAAACUGAAGGGCGAUAGCGUGCUAUGGAGGCGGAAGAGUAAAACUAUGGCUGUUGGGUUUCCCCUCUCUCUGCACCGCGUGGUUUGUAGAAAUCCAGAAGCCCUGUGGCAAGAAUCGGACGGAUGUCGUGUGCUGGAAGCCGCAGGCUGUGCUUUAGCUCAUUCAUGCUCAUGUUUUGCUCUGGGGUGGCCAGAAUUUGGUUAUUGUUUUGCAUCAAUGGAAGAUCAUCCCUGCUUGCCCAGCCAGCCAUCCUUAUUUAUUCGGAAUAUUUGUAGCCGGCUCUUCAUUCAAAAGGGCUCCCAGAGCAGCUUAUAUACAGGACAGUUCCUGCUUGCAGGUUUCUGGGGGGGAAAGCCACACACAUAAAAGAAAAAGGGGACUAGGAGGGCAGAGGAAGAAUGCAAACUCAGGUAGUGAGUCUGACAGGUUAAAUAGUAGUCCAUGACCUGCUAGGAUGGAAAUUGUUCAGGGGCAGGAUGACUGCUGGUGUGUGGAAUUCACAGAGCUAUAUGGCUACUGAACAUGGGGGCUUCAGGAAGGCCAACCUGGCUAAUGCUUAAAAAUAUAAAUAAAUAUUGGAGUAUAUACUUUUUGCCCCUCUUGAAUAAAUACACUACCCAGCUCCCACCCUCCAUAAUUGCUUCAGUUUGUGAGUCAAAUUUGCCAAGUGAAGCAUUGUGAAGCUUUUCCAUAAUUGCCCUAGUGGAUCGGGCAAACUGCUUGCCUAGAUGGCUUUGGAAAUUUAUGAGCACAGCAUGGAUAUUCUUUCUCUUGCCCCUGUUGUUUGUCUCUGACAUCUGGUAUAGUGCCCCUGACAAUGCAGGUUCUAUUGAGAGCUCUCACCUCCAGCAGCUGUUUGGGAUAACUUUUCUUCUUAAAAGCCUCUCCCCUGGCCAUACAUUUAAAGCAGGCACACACUAGUUUGUUAAGGGUGCUGGGAAUUGCAGCUCUGUGAGGGGUAAACUACAGUUCCCAGAAUUGUUUAGGCAGGGAGGUGGGGAAUGUGCUUUAAAUGUAUGGUGUAUUCACAGAGACAGUAUUGCUGAAUUUGUGUCAGUUGCUCUUCCCCUUUUUAACUGCCUUGCGCCAACUUCCCUCUGAGUUUGGACCUUUGGAAUCUUAAAGCCAUAUAAAAUAUCAAAUACUCAAUGUUUGGUCUUCUUUAAUUUAUGGCACUUGCGAUUUUGAACAUUAUUUACGUAUUUAACCAUUUUGACAAUUAUUAACAAUAAUCAAUGAAACCCUGCUUCAGAUAAAAUUCCUUCAAAUCAUAAAUAUUCCUGCAAGAAAAUAUAACAUAAAUUAACAUUUGCUUUAAAAACAAACCUCAAAACCUACUUGAAUUUGCUUUUGCGGGAGAUAAUUGUUUUCUGGGCCACACUGCCAAGAGGGAGACUAGUUUUCCCAAAAUUUAUUUCUGCAUUUGCUUGCAUAUCUCGCUUUUAGAUAAUAUGUUAUUUUCGCCAUUAUGGAGAUGGCCCAAACUCUAUUAAGCCAUUCCUUUCAAUGAGGGAAUAACUUAACUUUCCAGUUUUGGGCCAUCAACAUUUUAUCUUUUUAACACGCUCUGGUGCUAUUUGGUUCUAAGUGUGUGUGUGUUUACCUAGUUAACAUGAAGUGUGAGAAAUUCCUUGUUUCCAGCAGCGUGAUGAUACUCUCUGGAAUUUGAUAGUGGGUUGGAGUGAAUGCAUAUUAUUCCUCAUGGGAUCUUGACUUCAUUUGUUUUGUUUUUUAAAAGUUAUAACCUCUUCAUACCUGGAGCAAUUAAACAGAGGAUGAGGAGGGGGAGAGAGAGAGAGAGAGAGAGUCUGUUCCUGGAUGCUCUUCUACUAAUAAGCCAUAAAUUUUUGUUCUUUCCACUAUUGUUACAAGGGGUGGAAAAUUGUCACAUUGACAUGAGAUGUCAGGCAAAGAUCCUCUGCAUAAUUCAUGCAAUCGUCUAUGUGGGAGCUUCAUUGAUGUUGGAUCUGAACUCUCUGUGUUGAAUUGGUUUCCUGUUGUGUUUUAGGGCAUUUUCCUGAGCAAGAGUCUUAGUAACGUGUUGUCAGUUCUGUCAUUAUUUCUUAUUAUCAUUAUUUAGGAUAAUUAUUUGUCGCUUACUACCAAAAAUUUCUUUUUGGUCUCAAAGUGAUUUAUAGGUUUGUUUGUUUUUAAAGAAGCAUAUAAUACCAGAAUAAAAUACAACAAAAGAUUGCAAAGCAUGAUUAGCUAAAAGUUCUCAGCCUGCAGUAAGGUAAAAAAGGACACAUUCUGCUCUACCCAAAGAUGGGCACUAGGGCUGGGCAAUAUGGUGAUAUAUUGUCCAAAACUGGUUUGAAGUCCAUUUUGUGAUAUCAGUUUCAUAUUUUUUGACCUGGCAAUAUAAUUGUGAAUUCAUGUUGUGUGUGUGUUUGUGCACAUGCUAUGCAAAAAUCACAAUGUGGGAAAAACAGUGAAGCCAGCUAAUCGGUAUAUCACAAUGUUUAGCUGGUAAUACAUCACAAUGUUGAAAACCAGAUACAGUGGUACCUCGGUUUUCGAUUGUAAUCCAUUCUGGAAGACCGUUCAACUUCCGAAACGUUAAAAAACUGAAGCAUUUACUUCUGGAAAACUCAAUACAGAAGCCGCGUGGCAUGUUCAGGUUCUGAAAAGUGUUCGAAAACCGAAGCAGUUACUUCCAGGUUUUUGGUGUUUGAAAGUCGAAACGUUUGACUUCUGAGGUGUUCAAAAACUGAGGUACCACUGUAUCGCCCAGCCCUAAUGGACACCACCUCAGAGCAUCAUUGUAAUGGAUAGCUGAGAGAGAGCGGCUGACAUUCAACUUGCAAGAGCAAAAACUAAAUUAAUGAGAAGAUUGGUCAACUAAACUCCUGCUUCUAAAGCAAGACCUCCUCUCCUGUUUAGGUCUUUGAAAUGUCUUCAGAAUCUGCUUCCUCUCAUGAGCAGCCUCCGUCUCCACGCAGCCUCCGACUUCCAGAAGGGCGGAGGACAAGAGAGCGUUCCCCGUCUCCGAUGAGAGGCUACCUCAUCCCAAGCCCGCUUCCGACGCGGAGGACCCGCACAUUUUCAGCGUGAGUAUCAAGGGGAGCAGGUGGAAUGGGGUUCUUUCGGUGCUCAUUUAAAACAAUGUUGCUUAGGCAAGCCUAACCAGGCAUACUGAUGUUGCUGUGUUUUAAUCUCCUUUACUGUUAAUUUCAAUCUUCUAAAACAGUUUUUCAUUGUUUUCGUCUGUUUUUUAUUGUUAAUGUUAAUAUUUAUUUAUUUAUUGUUAAUGUUAAUAUUUUUUGUUAAGCCCCUUAGAGGUUUUGCUACCAUAAAGUGGUAUAUAAAUUUUGUUAGGUAGAUAGGGAUAAUUUGCUUCUUACCUGACUCUGAAUUGCUGGUACCACAAUGAACAUUUCAAACUUUUUUGCUUUUAACUUGUUUUUAACUUUUAUGGUUUUAUGUGUUUAUUGCUGUGUAUCGCUUCAACAUACAUUUUUAUGAUAUAGCAGUAUACAAAUAUUUUUUAUAAAUUAAUAACAAACAAAACAAACGCUGGUGUUGUCCCUGGUUAAAAAAGAAAAAGUAGUAUGAACACCGACAACUGGGAAACACUGGCCUGCAAGUGCACCAAUUGGAGAAUAGCCUUUACCAAAGGUGUCAUGGACUUUGAAGACGCUCGAACUCAGGACGAAAGGGAGAAAUGUAAUAAGAGGAAUGGCAAACCCUCACCAUGAUCAACUCCUGCCUGGAGACCUAUGUUCCCACUGUGGAAAGGACGUGUGGAUCCAGAAUUGGCCUCCGCAGUCACUUACGGACACACUGUUGAAACCGUGUUUAUGGAAGGCAAUCUUACUCGGCUAUGAGUGACUGCCAAAGAAGAAGACAACUCUGGUCACUCACCUUUGCAAGCCUCACCCUGCCUGGUUCCUUCUGUGAUCACCUCCAUACAGCCCACCCAAGAAGCAAUUACUCUGGCCGUAGAUGGUUGAGAGGUCACUGUAGAUUUCCACUGAGAGUUGGUCUUGCUGAGACAAAUCCCUGAUAAUACAACUCCUUCCCCCACCUCCAACUCUGCAAAAUACCGAAUUGAGCAGCAGAGUGUAAUCUCUCAGCUGUAAGUUGGGUGUGUCACUGACUGAAUCCCCUGGGGCUCUGAAGGUUAGCUCAGCUUGCAGCUGAAUGACAUUAUGACAAGCGGGGAAGUACAAAUGACUCUGGGAUGGCUGGCUAUGUCACAAUCGCACCCAGGCUAGAAGCUCAGAAGUUGUGUUGAGAGGAGGGAGGUGGCGGGCGGGCGGGGAAGCGAGAGGGCAUGGGAGCAGAACGUCCUACCAUGCUCUGUAGAAAGUUGUGCCCUCUCUCACUCAAGGCAGGUGGGCUUCUCCAUGGCGUCGGAAGGUCUUAGGUCCAGUUCGUCAAGGUGAGGAAGGCAGCAGAAGGAUAUUGCAGAUUUUGGGGAAGAUUCAGAGAAAAAGGGGAGACCCAAAGGGUCCAGGGGAUGGAGAGGCUCCCCGGAUGCAGAGUUUGGGAAUUUUUAGUUUAGGGAAAAGGCGAGUAUGGAAUAUUAUAGAAUUAUGCAUGGUGUGGAGGGAACAGAUAGAUGGAGAACCCUUUUUCUCGCUCCCACUAGAAGCUGAGGGGGACAUGCAGGGAAGCUGAAUGCUGGAAGAUUCAAGACAGAUAAAAGGAAGAACUUCACACUGCACAAACUAUGGAACUCGCUGCUGCAGGGAGGCAGUGAUGGCCACCAAUGUGGAUGGCUUAAACAGAGGAUUAGGCAAAAUCAUGGAGGAAGAUAAGGCUGUCAGUGGCUGCUAGCUGUGGUGGCUUUGCUUAUGAAUACCGCAAGAGGGGAGAGUGCUGUUGAACGCUGGUCCUGCUUGUAGGUUUCCCAGAAGAGGCACCUGGUUGGCCACUGUGAGAACAGAAGCUGGACUAGGUGGGCCAUUGGCCUGAUCCAGUAGGUUCUGAUGAUGUUCUGAUGAUCUUAGAAGGCCAUGUCUUCAAGGCCAGUUAUGAGCUCUGUUUUGUCCUUGGAUGAUUCUGACACUUUCCCCCAGAUUCUGAUUCCUACCUACAAAUGUAGGAAGCUGCCUUAUACUAAAUCAGACCAUUGGUCCAUCUAGCUCAGCAGCUGUUUCGGACAGUUCAGUCCUCGGUGUCUCCAGGUAAGGCUCGGAAGAGCCUCUUGCCUCAAUCCCAGGAGAGCAUUGUUGAUGACUGGGUGCUAGAUUGGCCCUCGGUCUGGCUCAGUGUAAAGCAGUUCCCUGUGGGUUGCAUUUGAUGCUUAUCCAACUCUUGAGUAGACCCUCUUAAAUAGAUGGGCAUGACUAAUCAAAGUCCAUCAAGUUCAGCAGGUCUACUCUGAGUAUAAUGUAGUUGGAUGCAUCUCUAUGGGUGAGAUUCACUUAGAAGCCUUGCAUGAGGGCAUCUGUUUGCGCAGCAGGGCUCCCCACCUCCCGGAAUUGGUUUGUGGGGGGAAUUGGGGGAACCAACAGAACAGCACGUGGGAGGGGGGAUCUGGCAAACAGAUGGAAUAUUUGUAAUUGCAUGGUGUUGAAUUUCACCCUGUUUUCCUAAAAAGAGCACUACAUUCUACAGCAUCGUGCCCAGGUCUCUCUUGACAAUCUGAAUUCUGCUACCUGCAUACAUUUGCCUGAUUUCUCCUCAUUUUGCAUGGUUUGUUAAGAAUGUAGGGAUACAGGGAAGCUGCCCUGUGCCAUGUUUGACCAUUAGUCCGUCCAACUUAGUAUUGCCGGAGGCAAUCCAGGGUUUUCGGUAGGUUUCCCUCUGAGCCCUACUUGAAGAUGCCGGGAUCAUACUUGUGGCCUUCCACGUGUGAAGUGUGAGCCCUGCCAUUUUUCUUCUGCUAGUUGUAAGUGGGUGGUGGGUAGUUCCAUAGGACACUGAAGCACCCUGUGGCAUUACUUGAACUCUUAUUCAGGCUUCUCUCAGGCUUCUCUGCUUUCAGCAGGCAUUUUGCCCGUGCACUUUCCCCCAUAUGUACAAGAAACUUGACUUUCAGAAGCAGCCACAUUAAUUCCCUAGAAGCUGACUUCCGCGCCCUAAUGUAAGAAGAGGUGGGGAAUGGUUUUCUGAACUUGCUUUUGUUCCUCACAGGACGACGAGAGCCUCUGAAGGGCCUACCUACAAGGGUGUGUGUAAAUGUUUCUGCCGCUCCAAGGGCCAUGGCUUCAUUACGCCUGUCGAUGGCAGUCCAGACAUCUUUGUGCACAUUUCUGAGUAAGUGGGGGGUGGGGUGGGGAGAAUGGAUUUGCCCUUCAUCUUUUCAUCCUGAGGGCUGCAUUAUUCCCAUCACGGCAACGCUACUGAAGAUAAUGGGGCCCUUUAUAUGUCCAGCUGUCCUUUGUCAGCAACAAAUUGUUGCUGUUUUUUUGUGUUGAAUAUAUGCUAUAUGGUAAUUUAUGGACCUACUAGGUAUCUAAAGCCAUUUGCACAUGUUGCCAUGCAGAAUGUAGGCCCCCUAUAUAUAGAAAUGAGCAAACCAGUGAUAUUUUAGGGAGCAGCCUAGCAGAUGGGGCCCAUUACUUACAUUACAGGAACCUACACAACACAAAACACUGUUGCUGUAUGUAGCUUUUAUUUUAUUUGUUUUUUAUCUUAUAUUUUGGAAAUGUACAUCCAGUCUUUUUUUCCUUUAAUUUUUUGGGGGGCCCCCAAGAGAGUGGGGCCCUAAGCUAUAGCUUGUUUAGCUUAUACGUAAAUCCGGCACUGAGCAGUGAGCCAGGGCCAGAGGCAAAGCUGGCGGAGCAAUGAAUGUAAAUUUUACCUUUGCAAAGCCAGUUGUUUUCUGCACACUCUUACACACCCCACUCCACCCAAGGCCAGCAAAAUGCACGAUCAGAAUUCAAGGACACGUCCCAGCAGCCAGGCAAGAAUGCUUGUGGUGCAGAGCAAAGCUGGUGAGGGGGGCAGCAUGAUGGCCUGGGGAGGAGGAGAUGGAAAGAGUCCCCACCUGUGCCCUAGAAUGAAGCUGAAGCCAUGGUUUGUCACUGGCUUACCAAGCUUCAUUUGUCUCCUAUCUAUGAUUCAGCAUUACGUGCAAAUCUGGCCCCCUUUCUUAACUGUGGUUUGUACAGCUAAGCCACAAAGGCCAGAGGCCAAGAGCAGCUGGAAACCCAGGCAAGCUGUGGAGAAGCAAGCCUUGGUCUGCGUGAUUGUCUGUCGGACAACUCGUGGCUAAUCUCUGCUUUGCUGAACACAAAGGACAGGCUUAGCAUUGGCUUUCCCAGGCUUCUGAGUUCAUUGACCCCUGGAUGAGAUAUAUAACAUUGCCAUCGACCGCACUACAACUUCUUAGUCAUGUAAAUGAAGCAAAGUCAUGAAAUAUCAACAUUUAUGAAUCACCAGUCACUGUUGUAUUGUGGAAUCAUUAAGAUACAGAAGUGGCAAAGGAGGUGUGUUCUGUACAUGCCUAUGACCUUUAUUUCUGAGACUCAAAUUUCCCUAUUAUUAUUAUUAUUAUUAUUGGAGCAUUAUGAUGAUUAUGAUUUACCCACUUUCACCCCGAGGUCCCAGUGUGGGUUACAACAAUUAAAACCCAGGGAUAAAACAGUUUUGAAUAGGUUACAACCACAGAAACAGGGUGGGGCCUAAGAAACACAGUUCAUACACUUGUUUUCCAUCCCCAGGGGUGACUGGGUAAAUAUCGACUACUUUGGGGAAACCACUGUUUAGUGUGAACCAGAUGAAUGAAUAAAAACAUUCUUGUGGGUUCUAUGUUCCCUUUUUUGAGUUUGUGGCAAAGUCCUGUGAUGGGAACCACUUGGGCAAUUAUUUUGUUUUGUAUCUUCUCCCCCUGCCUCCUGAAAGCAUUGAAGGAGAAUACGUCCCGGUGACCGGGGAUGAAGUCACCUAUAAGGUGUGCACCAUCCCUCCGAAGAACGAGAAGCUCCAGGCCGUGGAGGUGGUCAUCACUCACCUCGCUCCGGGGAUAAAGCACGAGACGUGGUCAGGAAACGUGAUCAAUUCCUAGGCCGCCCUGACGCCAAAGCCGCCCCGAUGGAGGAAAUGCUGGACUUUCGGUAUUGUUCAACAACUGAUACUGACUUGAGACUUGACAGACGAGUUUUCUGCGUAUUGAGUGAGGUGGAAACACCAUUGUAAUGGGGGUCCAAAGGUGGCCAGAGUAACGCCCCCGCUUUUAUAAAAAAAAUAAUUAAAAAAACCGCAAACGGCACAACACUUAAAGUUGACCAAGAAGACGGGAUUUAGUUAUGGCUUUUCUUUUCUUUUUUUUUUACCAGCACGUGUAGGCACCCAAAGGCCUUAGAAAGACUUAACCAAAAUAUAACAAAAUGGCGCAGGUGCCAUCUCUCCAGAUGAUGGGGAGCAUGACUUGGAGUCUGUAAAUUAUCUGUUUUGGUGGGGACUCUGCAUGGCAAGGGAUACCAGCAUUGUCUGGGUAGAUCACCCCAUGAAGAACUUUUCUGCUUGGCACCACGGGGCCUCACCAUUCUAAUGAGCAACAGCACUGUGAAAUUUGCCUGUCAUUGUAGAAGUCAUCUGCUGGUGAGACCCACUUUCCUAGAAACAUAGGAAUUCUCCUGGUGUGCCCUCUGGGUUUCUAGGUCCAAGGAAGCCCCCUCAAUGGAGUACCUGGGGGAAGCCCUAGCUGGAAACACCUUUCCCUUCUUUUGAUUUUGUGCUGGCAGAAAAGCACAGCCCGCCUCAACAUUUCAUAUAUAAACAUCUGAGACGCGAGAGUAGUGUCUGCCGUGGUUAGCUUGUAAUUUGGGUUGAUGAAAACUUUCAGGGUUUUUUCUUUUUAAAAAACCAGCUCUUGAUUUUUAUGUCCUCCUUGGCCCCGUUUGCACAACUCACACCAAACCAUGGUUUGCUUAACAAGCUACAGAUUUGUCCCAUGGACAAUAAAACAAACCCAGUGCUUGUUUCUCUAAAAUGUGGUUUGUUUUCCAGCUGGUCUUUUCUGGUAGCUUGGCAAGUGUUUGUGGUGGGUUGACUAACCAAACCUUGCUUUGGGGACGGUGCUGGCUUUCUUUGUGACACCAAAGCCACAGUUAAAACAAACCAAGGGUUGUGAGUCAGUGACAAACCAUGGCUUCAGCUUGUGGUUUGCUGGCAGUAAAGAAGCCAUAGGCAAUCCACUGAACAGGGUCCAGAUGAUCAACAGUUUUAGUAAACCAUGGCUUAGUAGGAGGAAAACAAGCCACUGUAUGUCACGUGAACUGGUUUGAUGUUUGAACCCUUCUGGUGCAUUUCUUCAGCUGGCAAAGUAUAUUAUUUUUAGUUAGUGAUGUGUGUGUGUUUAAUGCACAGCUAGCUAAUUCCUGGCUCCAACUAGGUUUGUAGCUAAACCAUAUUUCAACCAUAUUUUAUUUCAAUGCCAUCCAGUUGUUGUUUUUUUCCUAGUAGAAAAUGUUCUGAACAGUACAUAUGUGUGUUGUGUUCCCUUCUCAAACUCCCUAACAGCUGGAAAUCUUUGGGGAAAAGAAAUAAAUAAAAAGGUUGGAGUGAAUCUCCUCUUCUGGAA